CAUUAUCACACUACUUUAUGUAUACGACUCGAACUCGAAACUAGAUAUAAGCUUUUAUUCAAUUGUGUCGCCAACUUACACAGAUUGGCAAAUAUCCAAAUUUCGGUAAAACAAAAAACAAUCAUGCACACGACUACAACAACUACAGUGUAAUGCUCCUUGUUGUAUGUGCACAGUUGUGAGUGGCAAAAUAAAUCAAUUCGUCAAUCAUUAAAUUAUUUCUAGCAGCAAGAUGAUGAUAUAUGUAAGACGCGAUAAAUUACAAGAGGAUGGAAAAUGUCGUCUUUUGUUUCACCCAAGAUGAGACUAUACAUAAUCCUUAGACAAAACUGUAAUUCGUCUGUCCAAGUUUUUGGACAAGUCCCAAUAGUAACAUGAGAAAUGUAAGGAAUCUGAUUUUUUUGUAAAAAUUCAGAUAAGACCCUGAUCACAACGUAAGACAACAAACAUUCCGGGAUUCCGGUUACUGCUCCCAUUAUAUGUACUUACUUGUUAGUUGCAUAUUGUAUACAUAUCUUCGUGUAUAUGUGGUAGUUUUCUUGGCAUGACACAAACUGAGACAAUUUCCUCUUGCUUAUAUUGAGUGAGGACAUUUCUUUCAGACAAACAAGCCAAAACAAAAAAAAAUAAUGGUAAAAUGUCCAAAAUUACGAGAGGGGAAGGAAGUGAAAGAACAACUAACCUACAUUCAAUAUUUGAUCUCAUGACUUAAUUGUUCCUUAAUAUUUUCUUUCUUUCUUUUUACAAAGAAAGAAGCGUUUAUUCAAAUUAAGAAAUUAUCAAUUAUUUCUUUAUCUGAUACCAACCGGAAUUUAUAUUAAAAAAUACGUGCAAGUAGAGUAGACAAGUUGAGUGUAAGACCACACACGCAUAACAGUGACACAAUUGUGACACAAUUUUCGCAACCCGUGCUGAUGAUCCUACAUAAAACUCCUACAUAAAACAGCAAAUGCAGCUUAUGCCCAUGUCCAAUCGGAACUCGAUGGAUUCGACCCGAUCAUCAAUGCCUCCCGCACCAGUCGCCCCACACCCGUUCUCACUUCCCGUCGUGGGCACAGGUUAUCAAAUCCCUGGCCCACCACCUGCACCAGCACGCCACAUGUCCACGGAUGAAGAGCGAAAGAAACUGUGGCACGCUGAGGAAAAUUCACCAUCGAGAUUCAUCGAAUAUGUCGCAAUCUUUCUAUCGUGGAUACUUACAAUACUAUUUUUCCCAUUUGUGGUCUGUACAUGCUACAAAGUUGUUCGAGAGUACGAAAGAGCAGUAAUUUUCAGAAUGGGUCGUCUACGCGAAGGAGCAGCAAAGGGACCGGGAACACUAUUUACUUUACCGUGUGUCGAUUCUUGCUACGUUCUGGACCUCAGGACGGUCACCUUUGACGUACCACCUCAAGAAAUACUCACCCAUGAUGCUGUGACCGUGGCUGUUGAUGCAGUUGUCUACUACCGAGUGUACAAUCCCACAGUGGCCGUUGCGAACGUGGAGGACUAUAACAGAUCAACUCGUCUCCUGGCGUCUACCACACUGCGGAACGUCCUGGGCACCAAAGCGCUUGCAGAAAUUUUAUCGGACAGGGAAAGUAUUGCUCAUACCAUGCAGACCUCACUGGACUUUGCAACAGAUCCGUGGGGAGUCAAAGUUGAGCGUGUCGAAAUAAAAGAUGUCAGAUUACCACAAUCCUUACAGCGAACUAUGGCUGCUGAAGCAGAGGCUACGCGUGAAGCAAAAGCCAAAGUGAUCGCAGCAGAGGGCGAAAAGAAAGCAUCAGAAGCGCUGAGAGACGCGUCUACCGUUCUCUCUCAAAGUCCUGGAGCCCUUCAACUACGAUAUCUUCAAACCCUCAACUCGAUUGCUGCUGAAAAAAAUUCUACGAUUAUAUUUCCACUCCCUCUCGAAUUAAUGAGAGCAUUUUAUGAUGGCUUGUAGACAUUGUGUUUUUGUUUGGUUGAUGUGCUUGACGUAAAUUGUGGAAUUAUUGGAAUAAAUAAGUUUGGGUGGAUUAUUAUA
Molecule: messenger RNA, 2008 nt
Organism: Folsomia candida
Lineage: Eukaryota; Metazoa; Arthropoda; Collembola; Entomobryomorpha; Isotomidae
Product: band 7 protein AGAP004871
Exons: 11
Coding region: 950-1927 (325 amino acids)
Cellular component (GO): plasma membrane
Source: RefSeq, a predicted model, not a curated record